Messenger RNA from Aspergillus sclerotioniger CBS 115572, 648 nucleotides. RefSeq lists its product as uncharacterized. The annotation marks the transcript as partial. The record is from RefSeq and is a predicted model, not a curated record. The transcript has 2 exons. Lineage: Eukaryota; Fungi; Ascomycota; Eurotiomycetes; Eurotiales; Aspergillaceae.
AUGUCCGGCAUCACCGAAUUCAUCUACUUCCACCUCAACCCCUCCAUCAAACCCGAAGACCCCACCAACGAAGCCGGCGUCUCCCUCCUCGAGCUCUUCCAAAACACCAAACACCAAAACGGCUAUAAGGGCUCAGCCUGGGGUCGCAGCAUCGAAGACGAGAAUGUGAUAGUAUGGGUGAUUAACUGGAAAGACGCCCACCCCACCCCCUCCCCCCCACCCUCCACAUCCCUAACCCCCUACCUAACCCCCAACAAACCCCUAACCACAUUCUUCGCGACCCUCUCACCGCCCCUAAACCUGCCCUCUAGCACCAGCAGCACGUCCCCAAUCCUCUCCCCUAUAACAGAACUCUUCACUCCGUUCUUCCCCACAACCCUCACACCCAAAGAAACCACCUCGCUACAUGAAUCCCUUAUCUCGUUUAGAACCGAACUCAUGAGUAAUCUGCCCGAGGAGCAACGGCCAGGGGCGUUUGUUAUGGGGCAGGUGGAGAGGCCAGGGACACGGAGACAUGGAGGUAGUCCGAGCGGGGAGGCGUUUGGGAUGGUGGUUGUGGUUGGGUGGGGGAGUUUGGAGAUGCAUAUGGGGGUUAAAGGGACGGAGGCGUUUGGGAGGGGGAUUCAGCCGAUUAGGGGGUGGAUGUUG